ACAGGAAAUUAAACAGUUAUGAUACUUUGAAAUACAACGUUAUCGUAAAUCUCAUUGAGGAAGGUAACUGCCAGGAAGUAGGAAAUGAGCAUCCGGAGAAAUUCACCUUCGAAAUCUCGUAUAAUGAUAAGUCAGGUAGGAUAUUUGGUGUUUCACGGAGUCACCUUACAAUGCAAAAGAAAAGAGAGAAUACGCGAACGCCUACGCGGGGGGUACAAAGUAUGGUACAAAGUAUGGUUAUUGACGCCGAAGAAAGUGAAGGUGGUGGCAGUGAUUCUGAAAGGGAAGACGAAUACGUCAGCGAAGAUGAAUCUGAUUCCGAUUUUGAACAACAGGAAUAAAACAUUUUGGGGUCUUCAAGAAAUCCAAUUAAAUACAGCUGGCGGCAGCAGUUUUCAAAGCGAAGAAGAAAACCUCAGUGAAGAUGAAUCGCAAUUGCUGAGAAAUUGUUAAAUAAAUAGUCGUACUUCACACUGGAUUGGGCCUAAAAUGUUCAACUUUAUAUGCUAUUUUCAACAGUUUUAUUUCAAAUGUACAUUACAUGUAUUUCUUGAAGUCGGCCUGGAAUCACUUAUUCAGAUAUUGCAAACAACAAUUUUAUUUAUCUGAUCAUUUUAAUAUAUGUUUCUUAUUUUGCAUCAAAUGUUAUUAUUAGGUGCGCUAAAACAUGCAUUAUUUCAAUACAUUUC
Belonocnema kinseyi is the source of this 689-nucleotide messenger RNA. RefSeq lists its product as uncharacterized. NCBI's taxonomy places the organism in Eukaryota, Metazoa, Arthropoda, Insecta, Hymenoptera, Cynipidae. The transcript is spliced from 3 exons. The record is from RefSeq and is a predicted model, not a curated record. The coding region runs from base 85 to 453 and encodes 122 amino acids.